Molecule: messenger RNA, 881 nt
Organism: Cynara cardunculus var. scolymus (artichoke)
Lineage: Eukaryota; Viridiplantae; Streptophyta; Magnoliopsida; Asterales; Asteraceae
Product: 60S ribosomal protein L13-1
Exons: 5
Coding region: 90-710 (206 amino acids)
Biological process (GO): translation
Cellular component (GO): cytosolic large ribosomal subunit; ribosome
Molecular function (GO): structural constituent of ribosome; RNA binding
Source: RefSeq, a predicted model, not a curated record
CUUUAACUCUCCUACCUCAAAAUGUCGCCCUAAUUUUCUGUAUCUUCACCUCUGUAGUCCAAGGUUCUUGGCUCAAACGCAGAGAAGUCAUGGUUAAGCAUAACAAUGUUAUCCCAAACGGGCACUUCAAGAAGCAUUGGCAGAACUAUGUUAAGACAUGGUUCAACCAACCUGCCCGCAAAACAAGGAGACGCAAUGCUAGGCAAGCAAAGGCUGUAAAAGUUUUUCCAAGGCCAGCUGGAGCACUUCGUCCCCAGGUUCAUGGACAAACCUUGAAAUAUAACAUGAAACUCAGGGAGGGUCGAGGAUUUUCUCUUGAAGAGUUGAAGGCUGCAGGUAUUCCAAAGAAACUUGCUCCAACCAUCGGUAUCGCUGUGGAUCAUCGCCGUAGGAAUCGGUCUUUGGAAGGCUUGCAAGCUAAUGUUCAGAGGCUAAAAACUUUCAAGGCUAAGCUAGUUAUCUUCCCAAGACGUGCAAGGAAAACAAAGGCGGGUGACUCUACACCAGAGGAGCUUGCAAGUGCUACUCAGGUUCAAGGUCCAGUAUUGCCGAUUGUAAGGGAGAAGCCAAGUGCUGAAUUUGUAAAGGUGACGGAGGAGAUGAAAUCGUUCAGUGCGUAUGCCAAGCUACGCGUUGAAAGGACAAACAAACGCCACCUGGGUGCAAGGCUGAAGAGGGCUGCUGAGGCAGAGAAGGAAGAAAAGAAAUAGGUAAUAGUCUUGGAUUCAAGAGUUGAUGAAAUUUGUUAGGUUGCAAGCAGUUUUGAAUAUUGGUUUGUUUGAAGUUCAGAAAUUCUGUUACAUUUUGUGGUGUCGGGAUUUGUGGUUACGAUUAGUUUGAACUCUGGCAUUCGGGUUUCAUUCAUUUUACGUUGUUUUUAU